AUGGUCCCUCUUGUGUGCAUCUUUGCGUCUUUGGGGAAAUCGCAGUUGAGCCAGACAGACAAUCGGCCCAACAUCGAGGUAACUGGAUCUCCCACCGAAAACAUUACUGCCGAGGACUCCAGCCUUCACCUCAAAACUAGAAUGCAAGAAUGGCAGACUCAAGUCGAAAAAGCCCUCCAAUUCUUCGAGAAAAUGAAUCGUUGGUCAGCGGCAGCAAAGAAGUCUCGCGACGUCGUAUCACGACUCUACGAGGCCAGCAAAUUUCUGGCUAGCGAGGAAUACUUACACAAUUCUUCGACUCACAGUCACUCCAUCAACACACAUGCCCUCGAUUUUGAUGUCAGCAGCCAAGCUCAACAGCCGGUUUCAACCUCAGAUCCAACGACGAAUGACAUAUGGGGACUUUCUCCCAACCGAGCAGCAACGCUAAAUAAUUUCUGGUUUGACGAUAUGAUGUGGGAUGUCCCUGUCACCUUGGACACUGAUAUAUUCGAGAACACUGGAAAUGGGUUUGAAUUGGAUUGGUUGGCUGGGUUGAACGAUACGCAUAGUGGAAGUGAUGUGUGGCAAUUCCAGCAAUGA
Aureobasidium uvarum is the source of this 582-nucleotide messenger RNA. The record is from the annotation of a GenBank genome assembly. NCBI's taxonomy places the organism in Eukaryota, Fungi, Ascomycota, Dothideomycetes, Dothideales, Saccotheciaceae.